Messenger RNA from Suillus clintonianus, 1460 nucleotides. RefSeq lists its product as uncharacterized. The transcript is spliced from 3 exons. The record is from RefSeq and is a predicted model, not a curated record. Bases 482 to 1303 code for a protein of 273 amino acids. NCBI's taxonomy places the organism in Eukaryota, Fungi, Basidiomycota, Agaricomycetes, Boletales, Suillaceae.
GUGUACUAUAUCCAUUAGUCAGUUGCUCAGCUGGUGCUUUCAUGGCCGAGCACUCAGCACAGCGCUCAAGCUCAAGCCUCAAGACGACUGCUUUUAAAGUUAUCGAAUGGCACGCUUGAAGUUUCGGUUGGAAGAUCCGACAAGUGCUAUUGCCGUUCGAAUUCCUCAAAUAACAACUGUUGUCUGCCCCACGGUUGUUCGCAUGCACUGGCAUUCGCCGCGUACCGCUCUACUGUACAGCUGCCAGGCACAUAGGUCACGAGUACAUUCGUGCCUCGCGUACAGCAUCCAUGUAUAUUGAGUUGCACUUAAGAUAUCAUUGACCAACUUGAGUACCUAUCUUCUCUUCUUACACUUUUAUCUUUCUCGCCUCCACGAGGCUCAGGUUCCACCAUACCAAUUCUUAUUAUUCCUUGACCGACAGAGUCAUUUUUGAAGCCCAACUCCUACCUACACAGCGAUCUCACUUUACUGAAUAGAAAUGCCUCAAGUUCGACUUCACGAAGCUAGUCUCGUAAAUGUCGUGACAUUAUUGGUCAUUCUUGAGCUCUGUGUUUCUCAAGUCUAUGCAUCUUGCACGUACUCGGAGGAUUCGACUUACUGCACUCCAACCUUCUCCACGCCGAGUAUCGUUGGCGUUAUUAUUGGCGCAAUUGCUCUCAUGAUAGUUGUCGGCACUAUCAGCAGAAUCCGUCGCCGCCGAAGACUCCGUCAAAGUGCUGCCUACAUCCCUGGAGGAACGACGACCGUUGUGUAUGGAGCACCCAGUAACAGCUAUUACAACACACAAUCAAAUGUUUUCCAUCCAUACCCCACUCAAGCACAAGGCCCUCUUGGCCUACAGUCAUCAAGACCUGUCCCCAGUCAGAUGAAUUCGUUGAACCGACAAGGAAUGACUCCAGCACCCUCGUUUCCUCAACCAUCACAUUCAUCUCCCAUGACACACUCUCCACGCACGCGACCACCGACCAUACCUUCUCCAACUCACCACUCAUAUCCAAACCAGAGCCCACACGUUUCACCACCCUCUUCGCCAGAUUCUACCCGCCUACCAGGCGGUUCGUUUCAACUACCCCCCAAUGUUCCCACCUCUCAUUCUUCCCCUUCGACACAUUCACGAGUCUCCGCUGAUCCAUCUGCUGUCCGAACACCAUCCAUCAGUGUCACUCCAGCAGCAUACCCCCCUUCACAGGCCACAUCCGUCGGGCGUCCAUCACGUCCAGAGAAUAUGGAGAUGCAUCCGUUGACAGCGAAGACGGGGGUUGCAAAUGAUGAACCUCCACCAGCUUAUACCCCAAUUUAACAGAAUGAAACAUCCAAAGGAACUUUCGUACGAGAUACCCAAUUUUUAAGCAGGAACUUAAUAAAAUGUAUCAAGAACACUGUCCAGUAUUUCAUGUUUUCUUGGAAAAUUUCUCGGCGACCUGAUAUCGUUUCGCUGUGCUCCCCCGCUGGCUAGC